Molecule: messenger RNA, 1389 nt
Organism: Alosa alosa (allis shad)
Lineage: Eukaryota; Metazoa; Chordata; Actinopteri; Clupeiformes; Clupeidae
Gene: mrps30
Product: mitochondrial ribosomal protein S30
Exons: 5
Coding region: 34-1308 (424 amino acids)
Biological process (GO): translation
Cellular component (GO): ribosome; mitochondrial large ribosomal subunit; mitochondrion
Molecular function (GO): structural constituent of ribosome
Source: RefSeq, a predicted model, not a curated record
GCUAGAAGCGGAAGUUGCUGGUAACAUCCAGUCAUGGCUGCCAUGGUAAGGUUGUUUGCUCGGCGGUUCAGUAGUGCUGGGGUACCAGUCCGUGUAGGUACCCCAAAUAUUUGCGAAAGCGUGGCAAGGUAUCCCGCUGUUCUUCCGUCAUUUACGGCUAAAAGUCGAUCUGCAAAACGGCGCCGUGUGGCGGAAUUCUUUGACCACCUCCGUGACUGCAGCGUGAAGGAUAAACUGUCAUCACUUACAAAAUCCCAGCGGAUGAAAUAUGUGGUGUAUCCGCAGACGUUCGCCCUGAAUGCAGAUAAAUGGUAUCAACAUUUCACUAAGACUGCGUAUAUUACUGGGCUUCCUCAAAAGUACUCCGAGUCAAUUAAUGAGACAGAAGGAUCUGCAGGUAGUCAGACCACGUUGCCUCAGAAUGAAGAUGCCUCGUUAGCAGAGAUUCGCAACCUUGUCUGCAGUUCACUUCUACAAGAAAACUGUCAAGUCAGGAAAGGACAGGGUAUUCUUCACAAACAGCUACAGCACACAAUGGCUCCUUUUCUGAAGAAUUUGACCUGUGGUAUGGCGAGUAUCCUGGCCAAGCAGAAUCCAAACCUACGAUCCUCCGCUUUUGAUUCUGACCCACAAGUAAAUUUCUACUGGUUAAGAGGGAAGAGGAUUAUCCCAAUGGGACAUCGCCGAGGUAGAUCAGAGCCCAUCCGAUUUCAGAUUGAUGACCAGCCACUGUGCCAGUUGAGGAUACCUCAUCAACUUCCAGAGUUUGUCCCAUUGAGGAGUGAAGUUCCUGUCGAAGUCCCAGUCAUGAAUCUACUGCCUGACCGGCUACCAUUGUUUAGGAGGCAGUAUGAGAACAAUAUUUAUUUAGGUUCAAAGGUCGAUGACCCAUGCUGUUACGGACACACACAGUUUCAUACAGUACCAGUUCAUUUGCACAGAGCACAGAAGAGCAAACAAACAUCCGAAGACCAGGUAGAAGUUACCUUGCGGGCAAAUGCCAUUGCCAGCCUCUUUGCCUGGACAGGAGCUCAGGCAAUGUAUCAAGGUUUCUGGAGCCAUGAAGACCUGGAUAGGCCAUUUGUGUCUCAGGCAGUAAUUACAGAUGGAAAGUACUUGUCCUUUUUCUGUUAUCAACUGAAUACCUUAGCCUUGACAGAUGAAGCUGAUGUGGACAAUCCAAGGAAGAACUUGUGCUGGGGUACAAAGAGAAUGCAGCUCUAUGAAAACAUUAUUGGUAAUGAUGUAAUUGGAUUAGAUGACCAUGUACUAAGACUCCUGAUCCAGUUUCUUUUGAAUGGGGCCUAGUCCAGGAAAACCAGGAUUUACUGGUUUUUGUGGUACCUCUGUAUGUUCUGUUUGCAUAACAUUAAACAAAGACAUUUUGUA